CUUUAGUGUCCAGAAAAGAACACAAACAAAAGGAUUAGUCAAAAGCUGAGGCUAUUAGAUCAGGAACAACCAUCAGGCAAACCAGAGAGAAGCAAGAUUGUUUCAUCAACAACGUUUCUGUGUAAAACACAAGUCAUGUUAUUAGCACUGAGCGUUUUGCUGCUUAUAUUCCCUGCGUCUCUUUCUGCUCCAGCCAGAGAUCGCUGCACCACAGGCAGAAACAAACUUCUGCUAAUCAGCUUCGAUGGGUUCAGGUGGGACUACGACCGAGAUGUGGACACCCCAAACCUGGACAAAAUGGCUGAAGAAGGAGUCAAAGCCGCAUAUGUCACUCCACCUUACCUGACCAUUACUAGUCCUACACACUUCACCCUGUUAUCUGGAAGGUACAUUGAAAACCAUGGUGUGAUUCAUAACAACUGGUUCAACACAACCACACAGGAGAAGAAACAAUACUACAUGACACAGUUUGUGGAUGACUACUGGGAUAAUGGCAGUCUACCCAUUUGGAUCACAGCUCAAAGACAGGGGCUUAAAACAGGAUCCUUACACUUCCCUGGCACUGCUGCCAAGUACCAUAAUGAAACAGUCCAAGUGAAGGAGGUGGAACCAAAGUUUUAUGACUACACCAAUGAGACGGCAUGGAGAGAGAGUGUGGAUAAAGUCAUGAGAGAAUGGUUUAAAGAUGAAGACUUAGACUUUGUCACUUUGUAUUUUGGCGAACCAGAUUCGACCGGCCACAAGUAUGGACCUGAUUCACCUGAGCGACGUGAGGCAGUCAAGAAAGUGGACCGAACUGUGGGCUACAUACGGGAAACUGCUGAGAAACACAGGCUCAGUGACCAUCUGAAUGUUAUCAUCACAGCUGACCAUGGAAUGAGCACCGUGUUCAAAGGAGAGCAAGUCAAAGAGAUAAUACUCGAUGACAUCCCAGGAUUCUCCUUGAGCGAUCUGAAAUUCCACAUGGUGGAUUAUGGACCUUCUGGGAUGCUGUUGCCCAAAGAAGGGAUGCUUGAAAAGGUUUAUCAAGCAUUGAAAGGAGGUCAUCCAAACCUUCACGUUUAUAAGAAAGAAGACAUGCCUGCUCGACUGCAUUACGCCAAACAUCCUCGUAUCCUACCCAUCAUUCUCUAUGCUGACCCAGGAUAUGUCAUCAAUGGGUUCUACCCAUUCCAGACCAAUAAUGGGGAACAUGGCUAUGACAAUGAAGUCAUGGACAUGAAGCCUUUCUUCAGGGCAGUGGGACCAGAUUUCCAUAAAAACUUGUUGGUUGGACCAUUUGAGACUGUCAACGUUUACCCUUUGAUGUGCCACUUACUGGGUAUAAAACCAGAAAUCAAUGACGGGUCACUGGAUAACACCCGACAUAUGCUGAUAUCCAACGGAGAGUCAUGUGAUUCUGGAGAUACUCCCAAGUCGAGUCUUCCAAACGUGUUUAUUGGUCUUGCUGCUGUGGCUGGAUUUUUAUUGCUUGUGUUUGUCAUUGUUACAUCCUACAACGGAUAUAAAAGAUACAAAGUAAAUCUGAGGUAAGAAAUGGAGUAUGACAUUAAGUCAUUGUUAUUUU
Messenger RNA from Rhinichthys klamathensis goyatoka, 1567 nucleotides. Its product is annotated as ectonucleotide pyrophosphatase/phosphodiesterase family member 7-like. The transcript is spliced from 5 exons. Bases 136 to 1533 code for a protein of 465 amino acids. The record is from RefSeq and is a predicted model, not a curated record. NCBI's taxonomy places the organism in Eukaryota, Metazoa, Chordata, Actinopteri, Cypriniformes, Leuciscidae.